AUGGUGAGUGUAAUCAAAGUGUUCAUUAUUUUUACGAAUAUUUGCUGUAAAUAUUUUUAAAUAUUACAGUUCCUAGUUAAAAUAACCAUGCUAAACAUUGAAAUGUAAUGUUAGUUUUCAGAAAGAAUUCCAUAUUUUUUAUGAACUAGAUGUACUCAAUGAUUGUUAUUUUUGAAUUUAAAACCUUCAAAUUAACAAUGAAUUUCAAUAGUGGUCGUUAAAAAUAACAAAUGCCAGUGAGUGUUCUAAUAACAGUGGCAUAUUUACAUGGGUGUCUAUAAGAAUAAUUCUCCCAUGAAAUCAAAAUCAUCAGUCAUUGUAAUUAAAAUAUUCAAUUUUGUUUUAUGUGUUUGUAUAUAUAUACAUAUGUUAAAAUUUAACACCUAUUACAAAUAAAAUAUUUUCAUCUUCUUAUUUAAAGAGUUAUAUUUACGAACAUAAAAGAAUUGUAAAAAACAAUAAUGUACAUAACUAUAAAAUGUUAUAUUUUAAUAGUUAUUUUUAUAAAACAAAAUCCAAUUUUUCAUUAAUUUAAUUCAUUGAUAACUUUUAAAUUAAAACAUUUGUCAAAUAACUCUUAUUAUAGUCUUGUAUAUUCUACUAAUACUGCCAUUGAUUUUAUUAUAUAGAACAUAUAAAAAAAAUAAUGCUGCAUGUUUUUAUAGGUGUAAUGUUAUAUAUAAUAGUAGAAUACAAUCUUCAAUUACUAUAACUUCUAAAAUAAUAAUUUCACUAAAAAUUGAAAUAUUAAAAAAAUAUUGUUUAAAUUGGUAAGGGAUGUGAUAAAGUGCACUUUAAUUGUAAUUUUAACUGUAAUUGUAAUAAGGAUAGAGGGGAAAUUUAAUGUAUAUCAGUACGAAAUGAUUCUAAGCUGAGUUUGGUUAUACAUGUUAUGAAAGGCCAAAUUUACCAUUUGAAAUAUCCUAAAUUAUAUGAUACUCUAGUCUAAUUGUUUUAUUUGGUACUUAAAUUUAUAUGAAAUGUACUUAUCUAUUAUUUGUUAUUAUUUUGUUUUUAUCACAUAUAGGGCAUAUAGACAAAUAACUCUGUAGGUCAUCAUUGAUUUGUAGAUUAUACACAAUAAGAAUGCCAUAUUAUAUACCACGUUACUUGAGAUUAAAUGUUAUACUAAUAUAAAAUUUAACACUAAUUACAAAUAAAAUAUUUUCAUCUUCUUGUUUAAAGAGUUAUAUCUUUGAACAUAAAAGAAUUGUAAAAAAACAAUAAUGUACAUACCUAUAAAAUAUUAUAUUUUAAUAGUUAUUUUUAUAAAACAAAAUCUAAUUUUUCUUUCAUUUUAAUUCAUUGAUAACUUUUUGAACUGAUAAAUUUAUCUGUGGAUGAAUUUACAACGGUUUAAUAAAACAUGGAUAUUAGGAUAUAUAACAUAAUUCUUUUUUUAGACUAAUUUUUAAACUAUUUUUAGUUAAUAAGUCAUUAAGAGCUAAUUUCAAUUUCUACAUCUUUAGUUCAGCAAUAAUAUUGUGUUUAUCAAUUGGGGGAGAAUAAAAAUCAACCAAGUGUUAAAAUUCCUUCCUGUCAUUAAAACAUUUUUAAUGAAAUUAAAAAUAGUUUAAAAAUUAGUCUAAACAAGAAUUAUGUUAUAUAUCCUAAUAUCCAUGUUUUAUUAAAAUGUUGUAAAUUCAUCCACAGAUAAAUUUAUCAGUUCAAAAAGUUAUCAAUGAAUUAAAUGAAAGAAAUAUUAGAUUUUGUUUUAUAAAAAUAACUAUUAAAAUAUAAUAUUUUAUAGGUAUGUACAUUAUUGUUUUUUUACAAUUCUUUUAUGUUCAAAGAUAUAACUCUUUAAACAAGAAGAUGAAAAUAUUUUAUUUGUAAUUAGUGUUAAAUUUUAUAUUAGUAUAACAUUUAAUCUCAAGUAACGUGGUAUAUAAUAUGGCAUUCUUAUUGUGUAUAAUCUACAAAUCAAUGAUGACCUACAGAGUUAUUUGUCUAUAUGCCCUAUAUGUGAUAAAAACAAANAUAUAAUUUAGGAUAUUUCAAAUGGUAAAUUUGGCCUUUCAUAACAUGUAUAACCAAACUCAGCUUAGAAUCAUUUCGUACUGAUAUACAUUAAAUUUCCCCUCUAUCCUUAUUACAAUUACAGUUAAAAUUACAAUUAAAGUGCACUUUAUCACAUCCCUUACCAAUUUAAACAAUAUUUUUUUAAUAUUUCAAUUUUUAGUGAAAUUAUUAUUUUAGAAGUUAUAGUAAUUGAAGAUUGUAUUCUACUAUUAUAUAUAACAUUACACCUAUAAAAACAUGCAGCAUUAUUUUUUUUUUAUGUUCUAUAUAAUAAAAUCAAUGGCAGUAUUAGUAGAAUAUACAAGACUAUAAUAAGAGUUAUUUGACAACUGUUUUAAUUUCAAAUCUAUAUUAGUUCAUAGUAUUAUAUAAAUCAUUAUAAUACAAUUCUUUUUACUUCAUUAAUUUUAGUUUGUAUUUUCCUAAAUAAUCAUGUGAAAUCACUAUUUAGCUAUGGUUGUAACUAGAUGCAGGGCCUCUAAAUACUUAAGUGCAUAGCUUAAACCACCUUAAAGCUAACCUUCAAUCUAAAAUUAUAUCUGCAUACAACUUCAUUGCAAUUCUAAUUUUAAAAUAUUUUUAUUUUAUUUUCCAGUAUCCAGUGAUUUUGGCUAUGGGAAUAUUGAAAAAAGCAACAGCUGAGGUUAAUAAUGAAUUUGCUCUUAUGCUAAUAUUGCUAAUGCCAUUAGUAAAACAUUUGAUGAUAAAAAAUAUUUGGAAAGCUUUACACCAUAAAAAAUUUUCCUUAUUUUCCUUUGGCCAUAUGGCAGAGUGGGAUCUGAUACACACACUAUGUGAGUCUACACAGUCAAAUGUGAAUACUUAUGAAGUAUACUGGCUGUCCCGCAAAGAUAUAUCCCUUUAUAUAUAACUCUGAAGAUAAUAAAGAUAAUCAAAUUCUGUUUUUUUUUUUUUUAUAUAUUACUCACAAGGAUAAGGGCUACAAAUAUUUAUUUUUUUUUUUUUUUUAAUUAAAAAAACUCUUUAUUUUAUUAUUUAAGAAAAAUUUUAAGAUAGUCAUUCUGAAGAGUUUAUUUUUCUUAAACAUGUAAUAUAUCACACAUUUAUAUCUGAUGAAUAGUUUCUAAGUAACAGCCAUUUUAAAUUCCACUAAUCCUUGUAAAAACCAAUAUUAUCCUGUAACAGGGUUAGGUUAUUCUCUAAAUAACAUCAGCUUUCACACAAAUUAACAGAAUUAACUAAAAAAAUAUAUAAAUAUAAGUAUUUUUCAUGUGAGUAAUAUAAAAAAAAAAAUAAAGAGAAUUUAAUUAUCAUAUUAACUCUGCAGAUAUUCAAGGCUAUGGCUCCAGGUCCCAGGAAGGGGGCCUAGAGGCCUCUGCCCCCUCCCAGACCUCUUAAACAGUAUCUUUUUACUUACACAAAUAUUUUUAAUUGUGUAACCCUUUAUAACUAAUUACACAAUACCUAUUUUUGAAACCAUUGGGAAAUGGGAAAGUGAAAUAAUUUUGCUUCUAAAAAUAAGCGCAAAUUCGAUUUCAGUAUUAUAGAAGUUAUUUUAAAAUAAAAUAAUUCAAAUAUAUUAUAGCAUGAUUAUUAUAGGUACCUAAUUAACAUAAACAAUUUCUAAUCCAACCAUAAUAAUAUUAAUAACAUUCCCUUAGUAACCAAUUUCUUUCAUAUUUUUAGGAACACUUGAACUAGAACAUUAUAAUGCAUAUAUGGCUUAGAAGUAAUUUUUUUUGGAGGCCUCCCCAAAAUUCAACACUGGAUUCGCCACUGUUUCAAGGGAUACAUCUUCGUGGGACAGCAUGUUUAUUUUUGAAAUUAUUCAAGUAUAUAUGAUAUAACAAAUAACUUCAUAGUUAAUUUUGACAUUAAUUUAUAUUUAUUAUAGGUGAUUAGUAAUAGAGUUAUUGAAAUCUUGAGAAGUGAGAUCUGAAAGACCAGUUCACCUUAAUGACCAUAUACAGUAAAAUCCGCUUAAUUGAGACACCGCAUAAAGAGGACAACCGCUUAAUGGGGACGAAUUAGCAUUUUCCUGAACAAAUGUAUUCGUUUAAGGCAAUUUAACUUUGUUUAUCUGGGACAAACCAUUGGUUAUAAGGGACAAAAAUAAAAGCAUCUAAUUAGAUAUUCUGGCCUAAAUUAUCUAUCUACUUCUUAUCGAAACUGUAAUUAUCUAAUCUUUACAACUCUAUUAUAUAGUUAAUGUCAAUUAUGUCAAUCAUUGAUCUAAUCUUUAUAGCUCUAUUAUAUAGGUAAUCAUUUAUUUUUCUUCUACUACCUCAAUAAGAGUCGACUAGCUUACAAAAUUGAAAAACUUUAGUUCAUGUUCUUUCGUCUCUGCGUAUUAACUUAUGUGUGUUUUUAUUGAUCUCAGUUUGUGUUAAUACAUAACAUUUAUGUCUCGUUUUAACGAGAUUUAACGUUGAUUGAAAAAAUUUCUAAUCUGGAUAAAAUUAAAGCUCAACUUCAUUCUUCUAGUCUUCGUGAGUUAGAUAAAAUAAUAGGCACCUCUAAAUCUGUACUAAGCCAAUUGAAAAAUAAUGAAAAAGCUAUUCGUCUAACAGCCUAAAAAAAUAUAAAUUAAGUAUGUUAAUCAAUUAAUUUAUAAUAAAAUAAUCAUCUAAUUAAUUUACGAUAUUUAAUAGAUAAUACUAAAUAAUAAAUAUAACGUACUACUGCUAAUAAUAAUAAAUAAAUAAUAAUAAUAUGUGAUUUUUAAAUAAAGUAUGAAUUAAGUGUGUUUGUAUGUAUUUUUUAAAUAAAGUUAUUAUGUUUGUACAUACAAUGUACAUAGUAUAUGCAAUUAAAUAGUUUCGGUGUAUUAGUUAUUCGGUUAAAUGGGACAGUCGGAUAAUGGGAACAAAUAGGGCAUCGCCCAAUGUGUCCCUAUUAAGCGGAUUCUACUGUAAAUAAAAGUCAGAAUUCCAAUUACACUUUCCCAACAGUUAUACAUAUUGCAGUUGUACUUUGAAAUUAAACAACCUGCUAUUAUUGCCUGCACUAAAAAAUGUACACAAAGAAUUAUAUAUAAAAAAUCCAAAGAGUUUUCUAGUAUAAUAAAAAUAGGCGAACACACACACAAGUAAAGAUAAUUUUUAUUGAGUGUGUAAAGUACUGUGAAUUUAAAUUACUUUUUGUUCAUAUAUUGGAUAAUUACAUGUUAAAUUUGUCUAAAAUGUUUAUUUUAGUUUGAAGUCUUUUUAGUAAUUAUAUUUUAAAAAUUAAUUGAAGAUGUCUAUUUAUUUUUUGUAAAAAACUAAUAUUAUUUCAUGCUAACUUAUAAUUAAUCCACUAAUAGCUGAACUCUCCACACACACUAUCCCUGGGAAUCCCAGAAGGCGUUUCAUGCGAAAGUGUGUCAGGACUUAUUGGCUGACUAAUUAUCACCAAAACACAUCCUGAAGUACCUUGAAGUAACUAACAAUGGUUGGCUUCUUCGAUCACGGCUGCUGUCUCGAUACUUGUAACUUUCAAUUCUGAUAAAUGAUGUAAGAUUUCUUGUGUCUGGAUCUAGAAGUGUUCUUGGUGAAUUGGCCUUACUAGAAAAUGGACCUGGAAACAGUAUUAUGCCUGGUAUCUAUUUAUAAUGAUCUUGUUUUUUUUCAAUUACAAUACUAAUGUAUUAAAAUUUAGGUAAAGUAAAUUCUACUCAAUGUAAAACAAUCACAAAGGUUUUCACUCAAGUAAUAGACAAUCAUUUAGCUAUAAUGGAUACAGUAAUGGUAAUAUUCAGCUGAAUGUUUUCAAAUCAGUGAUUGUGUCUAACUAUUGAGAUCUACUAGACUUUUGAUAGACAACUGCAUGACAUUUACAGACAACUGUGUAUUUGUGUUAAAAUUGAAGCUAAUAAAGACAGAAUUUUUCAUCUCUUAAAAAAUGAUCUGCCUUGAAUCCACAUAUUGGUUAUGAUAAAGUAUAGCAAUAAUAUAUCAUUUCAAACUUUGUUAAAAAUUAUUUUAAUUAAAUGCUCUUUAACUUUCAUUUUAGGCUGAUAAAAUCACUAAAAUAACCCACAAAGAUGGAUCUACACUUAAAGAAUCUAAAUCAAAACUUGGAUACUUAAUUGAAGACAAAUUUGAUAAUUGGACUGAACCAGAAGAUAAAAUUAAAAUAAUAAAUUCUGUGUAUUAUUGA
Cinara cedri is the source of this 6123-nucleotide messenger RNA. NCBI's taxonomy places the organism in Eukaryota, Metazoa, Arthropoda, Insecta, Hemiptera, Aphididae. The record is from the annotation of a GenBank genome assembly.